This is a messenger RNA of Tribolium castaneum (red flour beetle), 1866 nucleotides long. RefSeq names its product serine-arginine protein 55. The transcript has 9 exons. Gene Ontology annotation, cellular component: cytoplasm; nucleus. The record is from RefSeq and is a predicted model, not a curated record. Bases 160 to 1092 code for a protein of 310 amino acids. Gene Ontology annotation, molecular function: mRNA binding. Lineage: Eukaryota; Metazoa; Arthropoda; Insecta; Coleoptera; Tenebrionidae.
UUUAUGUAUAACUUUGUUUCGGAAGUUAUGUUUUUUGGAAAUGAGGCGUAGUUGAAGCGCAGCAGGCAUUGGCCAUUGUCGAGCACCGCCAUCACUUUAGUUGUGUCGUGUUGGUAGUUUAUUUUCUUCGUUAUUGCUACAAAUUCUCAUCGAAAAAAGAUGGGUACCCGCGUUUUUGUUGGCGGUCUCACAUACAGGGUGAGAGAGCGGGACAUCGAGAAGUUUUUUAGAAAGUAUGGACGCAUUAAGGAAGUUGCGAUGAAGAAUGGCUUUGCGUUUGUGGAAUUUGACGACUAUAGAGACGCAGAUGAUGCUGUCUAUGAGUUGAAUGGCAAGGAGCUGCUUGGAGAGCGAGUUUCUGUGGAAAGGGCUCGCGGUACUCCGAGAGGAUGUGACCAGUGGCGCGGUAGCGGUGGCCGUGGAUACGGCCCCCCGAGAGGGCGCAGUCGCGAUAACCGUGAACCUGACAUGCGGUCACAUGAUAGGUAUGGUCCACCGACUAGGACAGAGUAUCGACUGAUUGUGGAGAAUUUGUCAAGCCGAGUGAGCUGGCAGGACCUUAAAGAUUACAUGCGGCAGGCUGGAGAAGUCACGUAUGCAGAUGCUCAUAAGCAACGAAGGAACGAAGGAGUCGUUGAGUUUGCUUCCUAUUCUGAUAUGAAGAAUGCCAUUGAUAAGUUGGACGAUACUGAGUUGAAUGGUCGCCGAAUUCGUCUGGUUGAAGACAGACGUCGCGGCAGUAGAAGAUCAAGGUCGUCUAGUAGUCGGAGCCGUUCUCGCUCCAGGUCUCCACGGCGCCGUUCUCGUUCCAGGUCUAGAAGUCGUUCACAUCGUUCAAGCCGUUCAAAAUCUAGGGAUCGUUCAAAGAGUAAAUCAGCCGCACAUUCAAAAUCGCGUUCUCGUUCUAAGUCAAAGGAGGCGUCAAAGUCCAGAUCGCGUUCGAGGUCUCACAGUAAGAGAUCUAAGUCUAGGUCGUGUUCAAAAGAGAACGGGGCUAAGAAUAGGUCCCGUUCGAGGUCAAUGAGUAAGGAAGGAAGUAAAUCUAGGAGUCAGUCGCCAACCAAAGAAAAUUCGCCUGAAAAACAUGAUUAAUACAUAGUUGUUUUUUAAGUAAGUCAUUUGCCCGAAUUGUGACGCGGCAAAACUGAUCGUAGGACUAUAGCUAACUAGUUUUAAGAUAUUAUUUUGAUAAUAAUUGUCUCAGUCUUUGCCGUUAAGUUGAUUUAGCAUGGACCAGAGGUUUUGCUAAUAGAAGGCUGGUUUUGGGUCCAGUUAGUCAGCAUAUUCUAUAAUUACCGAAAUCAGCUGAUGUAAACAUACUGUUUGCAUAUAAAUGUCUGAUGUGUUUUGUAAUAUAAAAAGAAAUGUUCAAAAUGUAACCUAACUGACUUAUAAUAACCUUAUUUUUAGUAGGAACUUGGCUGUAGAAAUAUGUCUGAAACAAUCUUACGGUAUACAUGUUACAAAAUCUUUUUGAAGUGUGACGUUAUUAGGCCUAAGGGACACACUCUUGGUAAUACAUUUGUGACAUAUAUAUCAAUUUAAUUGCAUACCUACCGUGUAGAAUUUUUUACAUUUAUUUUUUUAUAGAAUUUCUUUGUGGUUUUAGUGAUUUACUUUAAGUCAAAUUACGUUACAUCCUAAAACACUACAUCACAUGGAUAACGUAGGGUAAACGUUAGAGACUCGUCCAGUAUAUUUUUUUAUGUUGUAACUUUGUGAUGUAGUGUUUGUCUAAUGUUGACAUUUGGAUUGUUAAUUUUUCGUCUUUAUUUUUUUUAGUUUUGUUUCCUUGUUAAGUGUCAACACAUUUAUAUAUACAUAUAUAACUGUAAUCCGUAAUUUAAUAAAUAGAAUUUAACUUCA